This is a messenger RNA of Melospiza melodia melodia, 3165 nucleotides long. It is a transcript of the gene CD7, whose product is annotated as CD7 molecule. Lineage: Eukaryota; Metazoa; Chordata; Aves; Passeriformes; Passerellidae. Gene Ontology annotation, cellular component: membrane. The coding region runs from base 1382 to 2338 and encodes 318 amino acids. The transcript has 6 exons. Gene Ontology annotation, biological process: adaptive immune response. The record is from RefSeq and is a predicted model, not a curated record. Gene Ontology annotation, molecular function: signaling receptor activity.
UCAGAUUCAUCUCUUCCCUCAUCCUGGGGACCCUCACAAACACCACAUUAUGCCAGCCCCAAAAAGUCCCACAAAAAAGAGAGAAGGUAAAGCAGCAGGUCUUAUCCUCCUCUGUACCCUGUGCUUACAGGCCCUGAGCUUACUACAGACCUGGGAGCCCUUGCAUGGCCAGGUAGUGCCAGGCUGGGGAGCAGAUCUCAAAUCCAGUCACUCACAUCCCUGCUGCAGUACCCAGAGGGACAGGGUGACUGCCCAGGCACUUCUGAGCAGGUUCCUGAGGAGUUUUUGGGAGUGUGAUUGGCUUUUCCCAUGUUUUCCCUACUGCACUGUGCCACACAUCAGCACGGGCUUGCCUGGUGUCAAUGUUCAGUGAUACUGCGGAACUGCACUCUAAAAGUGAAAGUGAAAAUUUAAUUACAGGUAAUUAAGCAAUAAUACAUCUAAUUACCUUUUAAAGAAGGGAGGAGCCAGUAUCCUGCUUUUUCUCCAGAUUCCAAGGGACUUUCUCCUCUCCUGGUCAGGCUCUAGAAGCUGGAUGAAUGAGCUGGGGCUGGAAAUGCUCCACAGGCACAGGGAGAAGGGAAGGGAGAGGCAUGAAAGCUUCCUCGGUCACAAACAACAUGUGAGGGUCUCACACUGUCUUCUUUAAGUGCUCCUGUCUUAGAGCCAAUCUCUUCUCUUAGAAAAUGUUGCUCCUUUUACUUGUUAAGAAUACAAUUGGACGAGUUGCAAGUUUAAUUCUCACUUUUUUGCUGGGUAGAAAAAGACUUUAUUGUCCUGGUAAAGACUGGAAUUGUUUAUUGUCUUGGCUUUGCAAUGAAGUUAAGGGAGAAGAAAAAGCCUGAAAUUUCAGGUAAUUAUGUUUCCUCGAAUAGAUCCUUUUAGCAACAAGAUCAAAAGACCUUGUAAGGUUCUACAGAUUUCCUGUCAAAUCCUCUUUCUCCUGCUGGUGAGCUGGUUUGUGGGUCAGGUCUGCCCUGGGGGAGGCUGGGUGUGAGUGCUGGUGUUUGCUGAAGGAACUCCACAGCUCCUCCUGCUUGGUAAUUAUUCACAUUGUCACGAUGCAGAUCAAAUCUGCUGGUUUGUGAGCAGGGCUUGUAUAAUAACUGAGGGUUUUCCUGAAGUAAGGGAGCAUAUCUCAUCCCCUUUCUCCUUACAAAGCCAAGACUUUUGCAUCUGCAGCCACCAAUCUAAGCCUGUGGGAGUCCUGACAAACAGAACUGAUGUUUCAGAUGGUUCUGCAUUUCUGGGCUGCGAGAAAGCUGCCUGAUUUUGGCACUUUGAAGAGCAAAUUUGAGCCGCCCUUUUCUCGGAUGCCUUCAGAGGGGAGGGCUUUAAAUCAUUGUUCAGACUGAGGGAGCAACUAAAAAGACCUUUGAAGAUGCUGUGGAUGUUGUUUCUCCCCAGCGCAUCCCUCUUUCUCCUGCUUCUCCCGUGCUUCCCUGCCCAGGAUGGUGGAGGAAAAGAACAGUCCACAGACGUUAUCAGUGCUUGGGAAGGAGACUCCAUCAGCAUAACUUGCCCAAUGAAUCGUGCAGAGUAUCAAUUGGGAAUGUACUUGAGACUUAUCAGACAGAGUGUCAAUGUGAUAUAUUAUUCCAAGGAGAAUUCGUCACGUAUCAAUCCUGACUUUGCUAAUCGCAUCGAGUGUUCAAAGGAAGGGGAGAACUUCAGGAUAACCCUGCACAGGCUGCAGGAGUCUGAUUCUGAAAUCUACGUAUGCACAGAUAUCUUACAAAUGAAGGAGAUAUAUAGGAAGACAAUCAUAGUACUGGUCAAAGCUAAAUCCAGAAGGCCUCUAGAGCAGACACCACUCCAUGCCAACCCAGAGCAAGGCCAGUCUGUCAACAUCACCUGUGAGUUGAAAAGUGAAGAGAAGUUCUACUUGUUCAGGACUCAUGUGCAGCCCGGCACAGUUCUGUCUGUGCCAAAUCUCCGCGGGUCAGGGGUUUCUCCUGCCUUUGAGAAUCGCUUGGAGUAUUCAAGGGAAGGAAAUAGAAUUGUGGUGAUUCUACACAAGCUACAGGAAAACGACAGUGAUAAUUACAUCUGUGCCCAGGAGGUGAAGGGUUCCCCUCUGUUCUCUGCAAGAGGCACCAUGGUGCUGGUUAAAGACACAGAAGUGGAGCAGGCAUGUGAGAAGAGCUCCUGGGAUUUGUAUGCCCUUCUUAUCGUGAUGGCUGUGCUGUUCUGUGCCCUGGUGUGCUGUGCCUUGUACCGUGUGGAUGUGAGGAAAUAUUUCCAGAGGAAAAAGCCCAAUGAGGUAUAUGAAGACAUGUCCUACAACUCCAGACGGAGCACCCUGGUCAGAACCAGCACCUAUUCCAGAGGUGAAUAAACUUCUGCCAGCCGGGACCAUCCCCUCACAGGCAACUCUGAGAGCUGCUUUAACCACCUGAACUGAAAUUGCUAUCACCUACCUUCUUCAGUGGAGGGGAAAACCUCAUUUCCAAGGUUGUUUCUACUUUUUUUAAUGUUUUAUUUUUUGUAAUGUACAAAAAAAUCUAGCAAAUUGUAAGUGCCCUGGACAUGUGUACGCAGUUCAGUGUGGAAAAGCAGCAUUUUGGGGCUAAAUGCAACAUAUGGGCUCGUUUCUUUGCUAAAUAACCCAUUCUGGGAUGGAUGGGGAGGUCUGGUUCUGAGCUUUGCUGAGUCUCAGGAAGACCACACAGGUCUGAUCAAUAAUUUGCCGUGGAUCCACACAGGCGUGGAUUCCAGUUCUCUCAUGGAUCCUUGCCCAAGAGCUCAGGCAGCUAAAACUACUCAAAAGUUACAGCAGGGAAAUCUAUUUUGAAGUUUUCAGAAAUGCUUUCAGAAAGGUGGCAGGGUGAAAUGCUGGAUCCAUGUGGGCUCACCUGCUUCAAGGCCAUGAUGGUCCCACAAAAACACAAUCAAGUCUAGAUUUUAGUUCACUGACUCUGUCAAAGCCACUCACAUGAUUUAUGGGGGUCUUGAUGUGGCUGAGGAGCCAAGUGACUAAACUUGGGUCCUGGUGGCAUCUUGGGUGUCUCAGUUUGAACAGACAGGUGUCUGCUAAGGGAGGCAGGAACCUCCUUGAAAUGGAAAAUGUAAACCCCUCCCUCUGAAUUAUUAUGAUUUUUAAAUUAAAAGGAUCUCAGGCAAAGAUAUGGGAGUAGGAAUAACAGUUCUUUAUCAGGAAAUGAA